UCAAUUCUCCUUCUCUAAUUCAAAUUUCAAUCUCAUUCAAAGUAAGGUAAAAUUAGGGUUUGAAUAAAAAUGUCAGGGAGAGGAAAGGGAGGAAAGGGUUUGGGAAAGGGCGGAGCAAAGCGCCACCGCAAAGUGCUGAGAGACAACAUCCAGGGAAUCACAAAGCCGGCUAUCCGCCGUCUGGCUCGCCGUGGCGGAGUGAAGCGCAUCAGCGGUCUCAUCUACGAGGAGACACGUGGCGUCCUCAAGAUCUUCCUUGAGAACGUUAUCCGUGACGCCGUUACCUACACCGAGCACGCUCGCCGCAAAACCGUGACGGCGAUGGACGUCGUCUAUGCCUUGAAGAGGCAGGGCCGAACUCUCUACGGUUUCGGUGGUUAAGUUCCGUGCAGUUUGGCUGGUUUCAUUAGAUUGUAGAUUUAGGGUUUCAUUACUAUGUUUCUAUCAUCUCAGAUCCAAAAAUUAGAAGUUUGAACGAUAGGUUUCUAUCUCAGAUCCUUGUAUCUUAAAUCGAAUUAAAAUUUCUGUUGAUUAUU
Erythranthe guttata (spotted monkey flower) is the source of this 536-nucleotide messenger RNA. Its product is annotated as histone H4. Gene Ontology annotation, cellular component: nucleosome. Gene Ontology annotation, molecular function: DNA binding; structural constituent of chromatin; protein heterodimerization activity. The record is from RefSeq and is a predicted model, not a curated record. Lineage: Eukaryota; Viridiplantae; Streptophyta; Magnoliopsida; Lamiales; Phrymaceae.